UCUCUGGAGUCCAUCCAGGUAAAUAAAUCAUUCAGCAGCAUUAGCGUGUGGCCUGUUCCCGUCCCUCCAACUGGAGCUCCCUCCAAGAGGGGCAAGAAGAAGAAGAGCAGGCGGGAGUCGAAGCCCUGAAAGUCCAGUCGGACCAGGGCUGUGCUGACAACAACGGACCCAUUGACCUGAUGGAGGAGGUGAGGGACAUCGAGGCUCACCUGAAGGAGGAGGCCUGGAAGGUGGUACAUGAGGUGAAGGCCGUGGGCAGGAGAAGUUUGGGCUCGGCCAUGUCCACAGGGGAAAUAGCCACCAGCUCUCUGGGAAGACUGAGCUCAGUGGAUAUGAACACCCCUGCUGAGCUCCGUGACUACUUGGAUGUUGGGACCCCGGUCAAGUUGCGUGACAGCCCACCCAGGCCUGCCCCCCCCUCCUAUCAAGCCCAGGAGCAAACUGCCUCGGCCUAUAAGGUUCCUUAGCUUGCCAAAGGCUGCCACCGGCUCAGGGAGAAGAAGAUCGAGGGCUUGACCUUUCUCCGUGUGAUGGCUCAGAACCACAUGGACAUACUGAUGCCUAAACUCCAUGAUAUCUGCCUUGCCAUUAUAAAUGAGGUGAAGAACCUGCGCUCUGCAGUGUCCUGUGCUGCCAUGGCCACACUGGGUGACAUGUACGUCCACCUCCAGAGGGCCAUGGAUUGUGAGGUGGAGGGGACGGCACGCGUGCUGCUGCACAAAGCCAGCGAGGCCAACGCCUUCAUCCGGCAGGGCGCCAACUUUGCCCUGGGUCACAUGGUGCAGAGCUGCACCCCUACCCGUGUCAUGAAUGCCCUGCUGGUCGGUGGGCUGAGGUAAAGAGGGAGAGGGGUCAAUUAACACUCACUAAGGGGUAGAUCCGGACUUCCACAAAUUGUCCCAUUAUCCAAAC
Molecule: messenger RNA, 912 nt
Organism: Oncorhynchus kisutch (coho salmon)
Lineage: Eukaryota; Metazoa; Chordata; Actinopteri; Salmoniformes; Salmonidae
Product: TOG array regulator of axonemal microtubules protein 1-like
Exons: 4
Coding region: 531-839 (102 amino acids)
Biological process (GO): microtubule cytoskeleton organization
Cellular component (GO): cilium; cytoplasmic microtubule
Molecular function (GO): microtubule binding
Source: RefSeq, a predicted model, not a curated record